Caenorhabditis bovis is the source of this 333-nucleotide messenger RNA. The record is from the annotation of a GenBank genome assembly. NCBI's taxonomy places the organism in Eukaryota, Metazoa, Nematoda, Chromadorea, Rhabditida, Rhabditidae.
AUGUCGAGUGGAAAGCGAAGAAAUCCAUUGGGCCUCAGUUUACCACCAACAGUUAAUGAGCAGAAUGAAGUCGGGGAAGCGACUGCGGAGGAAACAAUUCCCACCAUUCCACUGGAAGAGCAGUUAAAGAAUUUGGGAUUAACCGAGCCCCAAACACAAAGACUUUGCCAAUUUUUACAGGCUAAGGAAGGCAUAAAGGAAUUAAAUGAAAAAAUGCUGGAGACUAAGGGCGAACUUGGUCAUGGAAAUGGCGGAGUCGUCAACAAAUGUGUUCACAAGAAAACGGGAGUAGCAACAAAUAGUCAAAGAACUCGCAGUGCUCCACAAGUGUAA